UUGCUAAUCAGGGAAGUAAACAAGUUAGGGCCAGCUGUGUAUAUGAAACUCUACGAUCUGGUACGGACUACACGGACAAUGUGCAAGGCAGCUACUGUGUCUUAAGGAGAGCUUGAAAUGGAUGUUGUGAUCCUUCGUAUUGGUAGGCGUACAUAUACUUCACUCUCAGAUCCCGUGUAGGCGAAGGCAGAAAUGUCGGGCUGGGGACAAUAUCUGGCCAGGUUCGCCUAUGACCUUAUCUUCUUCAGCAAUGACGUCCAAACAACCACCAUCGCCAUGGCAAUCACAGGUUCCCUGUGCUGUUCAAUCCUGUGGGCCAUCAUCCAUGUCGUCACACUCAUCCAUGACCCCCCUGGACACGGCGACCCCAAGUCGGCCACCACACCCACAGAGUUAGCUCCCCUGCACGGCUUAACCCAGAUGACGCAGAGAUCACUAAUGAGUACUAGUCUGGAUGUUCUGUGUAUCAGAUGUGGUCGUCUGAUGUCGAACCAGAAGUGUCGCUAUGGGAUGUGUUCGGGAUGUUGCCUGGGGCGACGACAGUGUCGCGUCCAUCAGUCCCUGGUUGUGUCAGACUCCGUCGUCAUGGGACUCCGGAUCACUGGCCCCAAAGGAAUCGAUCUCAGCAACAGUUGUAUGAGCAGUGUCCCUGAGCGACUUGGGUUUGUAGGCGCCCAGCUGACCUAUCUCAACCUGUCCUGCAACAGUCUGACGCAGCUUCCUCCAGAUAUCGGUUGUCUACAGGGUCUCCGAGAACUACAGCUCAACGGCAAUCAGCUCACUCACAUUCCAUCCACAUUAGGGAGUCUACAUCAGCUGACGGAGCUCAACCUGCGACACAACCAGCUGGCCGACAUUCCAGAUGCUCUGCUACACCUGCCUAGUCUCAAACACCUGAACGUGGAGCACAACCAGCUGACGAGUUUAUCCCCUGGCAUCAGUCAUCUCUUGCUCCUGGAGGAGCUCUACGCAGGAUUCAACUGUCUCACAUCUUUACCAAGUGCAAUAGGAAAACUUUUUAAUCUAAAGGUGCUGUCUGUCCACCAUAACAAGAUGGCGACUGGUCUACCGAGCAGUAUUGGUCAGCUGAUCUGUCUCCAACAGCUGGACGUAGAGAACUGUGAUUUGUCGUGCCUGCCGCCCACCCUAGGGAGGUGCAUGUCGCUGUGUAAACUCAAGCUGUGCCACAACAGAUUGAGUUACCUCCCUUACCAGCUGUCACAGCUGCAGCAGCUGCAGGAGUUGUAUGUGACAGACAACGGGCUUUCAUCUUUCCCAGCUGCAAUGGAAAACAUGGCAAUCAAAAUGUUUGAAGUUUCAGGGAACCCUCUGAUCACAAGGGACACUGCUGUUAUUUUAUCUAACGAAACAACACCAACAGAGGUCUUAACAUUCCCUCCCCUCAUUGAAAUAGUUGCCCGGCAGAUAGUAUUAAAGAAAAUAGGACACCGCCAUCUUCUUCCUGACUUCUUGCAAGAUCUCCUCCAGGCCAGGAAGCAGUGCAGUCGUUGCAAACAGCCGGUAUUCCGGUACCACCACACAGCCAUACGCCAGGGAGUCAUUGGGAAGUACCGCACCAAGGUGCCGCUCAAAGAAACACUAUGUGCUCCCCAUCUGUCCACAAAAUGUCCUCUUUUGUGAAAAAAAAUGCUACAAUUCCAUGUUGUUUAAAGCCUAAGGGAGCCACUUUGGUAACAUAUAAAUAUAUUUAAGAUCGAAAUUUCUGGGUUUUUUCAAUUAUAUGUUUAUUUUCUUGAAGUUUUUGCUUGUUAUUUCGAUUAUGUUUUCUACAUUUCAAUUAUUUUCUCAUUACUUCGAGUUUUUCAUAAUUUCAAGUUUAUUUUAAAAAAACUCAAUUUUUUUAUUUUUAUGUCUUGUCAAAAUUUCUGUUAUUUUUUUUAGCUGCUUCCGAACGACUGAUUCCGUCAAUUUAUUAUUAUUUUGUAUAUUUUCUGUUAUUUUCUCGUUGCUGCCAGUUUUUUCUCGUUACUUCAAUUAUGUUCUGGUAAUUUCAAUUUUCUCAUUACUUCAAAUUCAUUUCAAAAACACAAAAUUUUGAUUAUUGUUAUCAUUAUUUCAAUUAUAUUAUCGAAAUUAUGAGUUUUUUCUAGUUGCUUAAUUUUUUUUCUCAAAUUUCGAGUUUUUUAAAUAACAAGGAAAUAAUCGAAGUAAUGAGAAAAUACUCCUAAUUCCGGGAAAAUAAUUGAAAUAUCGAGAGAAAAAUUGAAAUUUUGACAAAAUAAUCGAAAUAACAAGAAAUUUUGAUUUAAAAAAAAAUGAACCAAAGUGGCACCAUUAGGCUUUUGUAAAGUUGAAGGUAUAACAAAUAUGUUGGUAUUUCUUAAAAAGAUGUUUAAUGAACAUGCUUUACUGUAGCAAAGUAAUGUAGGUUGUGUGUUCCCAGUUGUCUGAGGUGCAGUAAAUCGCUGUGCGGAGUUACUUCCCUUAGGUGUGCCAGAAACCUUUGAUCAUGGGUUCUAAUCCAAGAUUCACCUUGUUUAUGUUUCUAGGUUUGUUGUUGGUUGGUUGGUUGGUUUGUUGUUUAACGCCGCACUCAGCAAUAUUCCAGCUAUACGACGGCGGUCUGUAAAUAAUUGAGUCUGGACCAGACAAUCCAG
Molecule: messenger RNA, 2618 nt
Organism: Haliotis rufescens (red abalone)
Lineage: Eukaryota; Metazoa; Mollusca; Gastropoda; Lepetellida; Haliotidae
Product: plant intracellular Ras-group-related LRR protein 4-like
Exons: 13
Coding region: 193-1641 (482 amino acids)
Molecular function (GO): protein binding
Source: RefSeq, a predicted model, not a curated record